Endocarpon pusillum Z07020 is the source of this 1416-nucleotide messenger RNA. RefSeq lists its product as uncharacterized. Bases 1 to 1416 code for a protein of 471 amino acids. Lineage: Eukaryota; Fungi; Ascomycota; Eurotiomycetes; Verrucariales; Verrucariaceae. The record is from RefSeq and is a predicted model, not a curated record. The transcript is spliced from 4 exons. Gene Ontology annotation, cellular component: membrane. Gene Ontology annotation, biological process: transmembrane transport. Gene Ontology annotation, molecular function: transmembrane transporter activity.
AUGGCCAACACGACUCACCGGGACAAUAUUGACGACAACAAGGAAAAUGUUCUCCAAAGGGAGUAUCCAAUCGACGAGGAGAGCAAAACCGUACAAGCAGAGCUAGACUAUUCCGGCGCCCAUGAAAAGACAGACCCUGCCGAAAUCAAGCUGGUCAGGAAGCUUGACACUUGGAUCAUGCCCACGCUCUGGAUAAUAUUGAAUGAUCUGGAGGACGACCUCAACCUCACCGGUGCCCAGUAUCAGACUUGUGUUUCUAUCCUUUUCGUUGGCUAUCUUCUCGGCCAAGUGCCUUCCAACAUGUUUCUUACCCGCACCAAGCCUUCGUAUUACAUGGCCUUCUGCAUGGCCUUGUGGGCCAUUGUCUCCGCCCUUACUGCAGUCUCGAGGAAUUUCACUGGACUGCUUCUCACACGAUUUUUCCUUGGCGUCACAGAGGCGCCUUAUUACCCAGGAGCAUUGUAUAUGCUCUCUAUCUUCUACACCCGCAAAGAGAUCGCCACUCGCAUUUCCAUUCUCUACACAGGCAACAUAUUGGCCACUGCAUUUGCGGGCCUCAUUGCCGCUGGGAUCUUUCAUGGAAUGGAUGGCGCUGGCGGCUUGGCCGGAUGGCGCUGGCUGUUUAUACUUCAAGGCGCCGUCACCUUUGUCGUGGCUAUUGGCGCAGUAUUCACUCUACCCGAUGAUCCUCUGUCAACUCGCUGGCUGAGCCCAGAGGAGCGGCAGUUGGCCCAUGCUCGCAUUCAACGUGACACAGUGGGCAGCAAGGAGGCUACCAGCACCUUUGCUGGUUUGAAAGAAGCGGCCAAAGACCCAAACUUGUGGCUUUUCGCAUUUAUGCAACACAUGCAUCUUGCAGCCAAUGGUUUCAAAAAUUUCUUCCCGACAGCCGUUGAAACUCUUGGCUUCAGUCAGACGAUCACCCUCGUACUCACUUGCCCACCCUAUCUCAUCGCUGGCCUCACAUCCAUACUCUGGUCUGCUCACUCCGGUAAAAAGAAUGAGCGGACAUGGCACAUCACCGUUUCCAAAGCCGUUGCAAUCUUCGGUUUCGUCCUCGGAUGCGCCACACUUAACACCGGAGCACGAUAUUUCGCCAUGGUUGUCUUCGCUAUCGGUACUUAUGCCGUCAACAGUAUCAUUCUAGGCUGGGUCGGGAACACAUGCGGGCAGACCAAGGAAAAGAAAGCCAGCGCUCUCUCUAUCGUCAAUACCAUCGCCAAUGCUUCUUUCAUCUGGACUCCGUAUCUGUGGCCUUCAUCCGAUGCCCCUCGUUACACUAUAGCCAUGGCUUCUAGCGCGGGUUUCUCGUUCGCCUGCGCAGCGGCUGCAUGGGCCAUGAAAUUCAUCUUGAUAAAGAAGAAUAAGACCAUCAGGCGCACCAAUAAUGAGGCGAUUUUGUACUAUGCUUACUAG